Colius striatus (speckled mousebird) is the source of this 2019-nucleotide messenger RNA. RefSeq names its product solute carrier organic anion transporter family member 4C1 (gene SLCO4C1). The record is from RefSeq and is a predicted model, not a curated record. The coding region runs from base 1 to 2019 and encodes 672 amino acids. Gene Ontology annotation, cellular component: membrane. The transcript has 13 exons. Gene Ontology annotation, molecular function: protein binding. Lineage: Eukaryota; Metazoa; Chordata; Aves; Coliiformes; Coliidae. Gene Ontology annotation, biological process: sodium-independent organic anion transport; transmembrane transport.
AUGAAGGGUGGUGGUAUCGAGAACCCGGUGUUUGAGCCGCCCAGCCCUGACCUCGGCCGCCAGUACCAAGCGAACCCCGCCGGGGCAGACGCCAGCGUCGUUGAGGCUGAGGAGGGGCCCUGCGGGUGGGGCCGCUUCGCCCCUAAGGCUCUGCAGCUCUGCAACAAUCCUGAGGGCUACCUGGCUGCCUACAGCCUCCUGGCUAUCUUCCAAGGUAUUGUGGUAAACGGCCUGAUUAACAUUAGUAUCUCAACAAUUGAGAAGCGUUAUGAGUUAAACAGUUUUCUCACUGGCUUAAUCUCUGCGAGCUAUGACAUUGCUUUUUGUAUGUUGUCACUGUUUGUAUCUUUCUUUGGAGAAAGAGGACACAAACCACGAUGGCUUGCCUUCUCAGCAUUUAUGCUAGGAUUGGGCUCACUUGUAUUUUCCUUACCACACUUCAGUAGUGGAAACUACCACUAUGGAGCUAAACUUGAAGACACAUGUCAAAUUACAGGAACAAGCUCUGCUAACUUCACUUGCAGUGCCAGAACAAAGUCUUCACUUUCCAACUAUCUGUAUGUCUUUAUCCUGGGACAGCUACUGCUGGGAGUUGGAGGAACUCCACUAUAUACUUUGGGGACAGCUUUUAUUGAUGAUAGUGUCCCCAAACAUAAGUCUUCCCUUUAUAUAGGAAUUGGCUAUGCCAUGUCCCUGUUGGGUCCUGCUAUUGGCUAUGUCUUAGGAGGGCAGCUGCUUAAUGUUUAUAUUGAUAUAAAGAUCCCAGAAAGUACACAGAUGGAUCAAGAUGACCCACGUUGGCUUGGAGCAUGGUGGAUAGCAUUUCUGGCAUGUUUUCUUGCGAUUUGGCUUCUUAUAAUACCUUUUUCAUGCUUUCCAAAACGUCUACCAGGAACUGCAAAAAUACAGGCUGAAAAAAUAUCCGAAACUCAUAAUGAUGGAAGUGAGGUUCUUGUUGCAACCAAGAAUAUUGGAAAAAGUUUUAAAGACUUUCCCAUGGCUCUCCUGAUACUGCUGAAGAAUCCAGUGCUUUUAAGUCUAAUAAUGGCCAGUGCUUCAGAAGCUUUAGUUGCCACUGGCUUUGCCACAUUUCUACCAAAGUUUAUAGAAAAUCAGUUUGGAAAGACAUCGAGUAUUUCAGCAACUCUUGGAGGACUUGUAUUAAUUCCAGCAGCAGCACUAGGCCAAAUCAUAAGUGGCAUCUUGGUUUCCAAGUGCAAAAUGGAUUGCAAAAGCAUAAUCAAGUUCAUUAUAGGCACUUGUUCUGUGGCCCUACUAUUAAACACAGUGUUUUUAUUUGCUAAGUGUGGGAAUGAACCUUUCGCAGGUGUCUCUGAAACAUAUAAUGGAACAGGCAUGUUGUAUAACUUAACAGCACCAUGCAAUGCUAACUGCAGAUGUUUGCGCUCCAUAUACUACCCAGUUUGUGGCAGAGAUGAAGUCCAGUACUUUUCUCCCUGUUUCGCGGGGUGCACAUCACAUGUUUUUAACGACAGAUUGAAGGUGUACCACAACUGUUCCUGUAUUGGGAAACCAAAAAGAGAAAAUAGCUCAGAAGACUUUGUCUAUGAAGCUAUCUUUGGGAAAUGUCCAACACAAUGCAAAUUUCUACCCAUAUUCCUGACCUUCUUCUUUUUUGCUGUUUUUUUUACAUUUAUGGCUGUUACUCCAACAACUGUGGCCAUUCUCAGGUGUGUGCCAGAUAAACAGCGGUCAUUUGCUCUUGGAGUACAGUCAGUGUUUCUACGACUACUGGGUACUAUUCCUGGGCCAAUUUUGUUUGGUGUUGCUAUAGACAACAGUUGUACUCUGUGGGAUGUCAGUGAGUGUAAUACUAAAGGAGCCUGUUGGUCUUACGACAAUGAAAGAAUGGCUUAUCUGCUGAUGGGCAUAAGUGCUGCUUGCAAAAUCAUCACGAUCGUCUUUGUGGUCAUGGCAAUGUGUUUGUAUAAGCCUCCACCAGCAAGUGCAGUCUUGUCACAAAAGGAUUCAGAAAUGGUAGCUGGUAUACACACAUAA